This is a messenger RNA of Calliphora vicina (urban bluebottle blowfly), 2368 nucleotides long. RefSeq names its product sodium-dependent nutrient amino acid transporter 1-like. Lineage: Eukaryota; Metazoa; Arthropoda; Insecta; Diptera; Calliphoridae. Gene Ontology annotation, biological process: sodium ion transmembrane transport. Bases 309 to 2321 code for a protein of 670 amino acids. The transcript has 10 exons. Gene Ontology annotation, molecular function: L-amino acid transmembrane transporter activity. The record is from RefSeq and is a predicted model, not a curated record. Gene Ontology annotation, cellular component: plasma membrane.
AUCAAAAUAUUAAGAAAAAUAAUACAAACAGUUUAAUUGUAGUGUAAUUGUGGAUUGUAUUACACAUUUAUUAUUAUAGAACACAAUAAAAAACUGAAACAAUUAUAAGUGUGACAAUUGUUUUGUGGAAUUUUUUGAAUUUUAAUUAAAUAUUUUCUGCAGAUCAUGUUAUUGUCCUUGACAAAUAUUUUACUACUUUUGGAACAUAGUAAAAAAGUUUAAAUACCUCAGUCCUUAACAUUAUUUUGUUUUUGACUGAUCGUGUGUUUGAUUGUUGGAUGCUGUUUGUGUUCAUGAUUUGAUCAAAUAUGGCAACAACAACUGUUGAUUAUGAAGGUGCUUUUGUCAAUCCAGCAUAUGUGCACUCCAGAUAUGCCUCGAACGCUUCCAUACCUGGAGAAUAUCGUAGAGCUGAUGAUGACAGUGGUGGUUCGACGGGGACGUCGUCGAAGAGAGAGUCGGUGAGGAGUAUGAAUAUUACAACAAUAGAAACGUUGGAGAGAAAUGGUACUGAUCUAAAUGGAAAUAAAUAUCCCGUUCAUAAUGAAGACCCAGAAAAUCCCAAUGAAGCCAAGCCACAACGUGAAAAUUGGGGUAAUGAAAUUGAGUUCUUAAUGUCCUGCAUAGCGCUAUCGGUGGGUCUGGGCAAUGUGUGGCGUUUUCCUUUUACCGCCUUGGAUAAUGGAGGCGGUGCAUUUGUGAUACCAUACAUAAUAGUAUUAUUUUUAGUGGGCAAACCAGUGUAUUAUAUGGAAAUGUUAUUGGGACAAUUUUCCAGCAGGGGCAGUGUGAAAGUCUAUGAUUUUGCACCGAUAAUGAGAGGAGUGGGUUAUGGUCAGGUGUUGGCUACGGGUGUGGUAACUACCUAUUAUGCCACCUUAAUGGCUUUAACAUUGCGUUAUUUUGUGGAUUCUUUCUAUCCCACAUUACCCUGGAGUUUUUGUCGUGAAGAAUGGGGCGAUACGUGUAUAGACUCAAAAUCAAAGGCUGAUGAUUUUAUGCAAUUAGCGGGGACAGAUGUUAAAACUACCUCAGCGGAAUUUUAUUUUAUCAAUAUAAUUUUACGUGAAAAGGAUACCAUUGACGAUGGCAUCGGCUAUCCCAGUUGGUCUUUGGCCAUAACUUUAGCUAUUUCCUGGUUAAUAAUAGCCUUAAUUGUGAUUAAGGGUGUUAAAAGUUCUGGCAAAGCUUCUUAUUUCCUGGCCAUUUUUCCCUAUUGUAUUAUGUUAAUUUUACUGGUGCGUUCCUUAACUUUGCCGGGAGCUUUUGAUGGUGUUUUGUAUUUCCUAAAGCCUCAAUGGGAUAAAUUACUGGACCCUAAGGUCUGGUAUGCAGCUGUCACCCAAGUGUUCUUUUCAUUAGCCAUUUGUUUUGGCAAUAUUGUCAUGUAUGCUUCAUAUAAUCGUUUUGGUCAUAACAUUAAAAGAGACUGCAACAUUAUCACUACCUUGGACACAUUUACAUCUUUAUUAUCGGGCAUUAUUAUCUUUGGUAUACUAGGAAAUUUGGCUUACGAAUCCAAUACCACCGACAUUAGAAGUGUGGUCAAGGGUGGUCCAGGUUUAGCGUUUAUAUCCUAUCCUGAUGCUAUAGCUAAAUUUAAGGUUGUGCCACAGAUAUUUUCAGUAUUAUUCUUUUUAAUGUUAUUUGUACUGGGCAUUGGCAGUAAUGUGGGCAUGGCUUCCUGUGUUAUGACCGUCAUUAAAGAUCGUUUUACCCACAUCAAACAAUGGAUUAUAGUUGUGUGUAUAGCAGUGACUUUCUACUGUUUGGGUCUAUUGUACAUUACGCCGGGUGGUCAGUAUAUCUUGAAUCUGUUGGACUUUUAUGGCGCCUCAUUUGUGGCUCUUGUGUUGGCCAUUUUUGAAUUAAUUGCUGUGGGUUGGAUAUAUGGUGUUAAACAAUUAUGCAAAGACAUACACUUUAUGUUGGGCAUCAAAACCUCAAUCUAUUACCGUUUGUGUUGGGGUAUUAUAACGCCGGCAUUUAUGGCUGCCAUUUUAAUUUACACUUUAGUGGAAUAUGAACCACUACAAUACAAUGGCUACACUUAUCAAGAUGGUGUAUAUAUUUUUGGCUGGUGUCUAUCCGCUUUUGGCAUUGGCCAACUGUUAUUCUGGGCUAUAUAUGCUGUGCACAAACGUCCAGGCAAUACUUUGUGGGAACGUUUUGUGAAUUCAUUUAAACCCACACCAGAUUGGGGACCUUUAGAUCCCACAGUUUUGAAAGUUUAUAAACUGUGUAUGGAUGACUCAAAAAUGGAGCUGAUGUUUAAAAAGAAUGGAUUUUGGCAUAGAAUUUAUGAUAAUAUAUUUGGUUGACUUAAACAAAUGCUUUUGUAAAUAAAUAAUUUAAAUAAAAAAACAAA